UUUCGCGUACAGCGCGUGCGCGUUGACGCAUUGGCCGACGGUUCGUUACGUAGCGGCGAAUCCGUUGGUGUUCGCGUUUAAUCCGUUCGGCGUCGACGCCGAGGCGAACGCGACGUUAGUGAUUGAGAUUUUUCGACGGUUGGUGAAACCAGGGUUGAGGUUCGUCGCGUCGUGGUGCGCUUUGAGGUCGAACUGGCGAUGGAUGUGGGGAACUCUCGGCGCAUCGAUGUUGUUCCCAGCCGUUUUGUAA
Messenger RNA from Ostreococcus tauri, 250 nucleotides. Its product is annotated as unnamed product. The transcript has a single exon. The record is from RefSeq and is a predicted model, not a curated record. The annotation marks the transcript as partial. Lineage: Eukaryota; Viridiplantae; Chlorophyta; Mamiellophyceae; Mamiellales; Bathycoccaceae.